Saprolegnia diclina VS20 is the source of this 1383-nucleotide messenger RNA. RefSeq lists its product as hypothetical. The record is from RefSeq and is a predicted model, not a curated record. The coding region runs from base 73 to 1257 and encodes 394 amino acids. NCBI's taxonomy places the organism in Eukaryota, Oomycota, Saprolegniomycetes, Saprolegniales, Saprolegniaceae. The transcript is spliced from 5 exons.
GGCAGCGACGGCUCGCCACAUGAUCCUCGUAGACGGUGGGUGUUGGGCAUUUUCCAUUUUCGCCGCCGACGCAUGAUGUUCCUGCCGGCGUGGCAGACGCCGUUGAUGCUCGUCACGCCCAUGAUGGACGCUGUGUCGCCGUCGACAGCGUCGGAUGACUCGCAGCGCAAGAAGGACGACGCGCGCCUUCGCAAGCAAAAGUACAACCGCGACCGGCUGCGCCAAAAGCGCACCGAGUACAUGGCCGAAUUCCAGGCGCUCGAGGCCCAGAUUCGACAGCUCGUGGAUUUGCGCGACGAGGCGCUGCGAGGAAAGCAGAUUGGCGUCUUGCCCUGGGUCGAGGUCGCGGCGGCGCUCAAGGCCGACAGCAGCCUCUCUCAGAUGCAGAACCGCGAGCUGCUCAAACAAGUACGGGCCGCGGAAGCGCUCUGCAAGUCGCUGCGCAGCUGGGUCGCGUCGCGCAUCGUGCAUGCGACGCUCAACCCCGAGCACACGUCGUGGCGCGAGUCCAUGAUCCCAAAAGACGAUGCGAGCCGGAAGCUCGGUCUCGACUGGAUCUCCAAGCGUUUAUACCACAACUUGAACGGCGUUAUCGAAGCCAGUGGGCUGCCAGGCCCGAUCGACAAGACUGCGUACUACCGCAUCGACGUCGAGCGCCAGAACGACACGUACCGCCUCUCUGAGUUCAAGCAGCGCGUCGAGCGCGUCCGGUUUGAUAUCGCCACGCGUACGCUCAGCGCCCAGUACUUUGAGACUUUCGACGGCGACGAGGAAGAGCGCCAGAACGACGACAUGACGUAUAUACGGUACCCUUCGCUCUACGGGCGCACCAACAACGUGCCGUACACGGAGAAGAUGCUCGUGCGGCAGUUCAAGGAGCAGCAUCGAUUUGUUAUAUUUACACACGGCGUGCCCGACGACGCCAAGUAUCAAGACCCGAUCCGGUGCGACUGGUCGGCCUGGGUCGUCGUCACUGACCUUGGCGCGAACGAAUGUCUCUUGCAAUUUGGCUACACGGCGUACGGACUGCGAUGCGACGACGGGUAUUUGCCGUUCGAGGUCGAGAUGCCGGCGCUCGCGGCCUUCUCCGGCGACGACGAUGACACGCGCUUUGCGCGCUUCCGGCACAAACAGCGCGACGACCGGCUUCGACGACAAAUGGAGGACGUGGCAGCAUUCCAAGAGCGCUGUAGGCAAAUGGAAGCGGCCGUGGCGCCGUCCAACAACGGUAGUAGUCCCAACGUGAUUGUCCCAUGAGACCGUGCGACUAAGAUCGAUGCCCUUCAACCUCUGCGAUGGAAAUGCGUAUCUUGCAUUCGAACUGGAUAUGUGUGCAACUGUGCACCUGGGAUAUCAGGGAUACAACAGGCAUUUUGACCGCCG